This is a messenger RNA of Cyprinodon variegatus (sheepshead minnow), 1677 nucleotides long. RefSeq names its product fucosidase, alpha-L- 1, tissue (gene fuca1). Gene Ontology annotation, molecular function: alpha-L-fucosidase activity. The transcript has 8 exons. The record is from RefSeq and is a predicted model, not a curated record. Gene Ontology annotation, cellular component: lysosome. The coding region runs from base 50 to 1396 and encodes 448 amino acids. Lineage: Eukaryota; Metazoa; Chordata; Actinopteri; Cyprinodontiformes; Cyprinodontidae. Gene Ontology annotation, biological process: fucose metabolic process; glycoside catabolic process.
CGCAGCUGCUUGUUUGUGCGGGUAGGAGUCUCAGGUAGGCUACUCUGUCAUGGCGGCCGUAUUUCUCCUCCUCCUCUCCUUCCUUCUUCCCACUGCGGCUCGUUAUACCCCAGACUGGGUGAGUUUGGACGGCAGACCGCUGCCAUCAUGGUACGAUGAAGCCAAAGUGGGCAUUUUUGUCCACUGGGGCGUCUUCUCGGUGCCCGGCUUCGGCAGCGAGUGGUUCUGGUGGCACUGGCAGGGUCAGCAGCCGCCCGACCCCAAUUAUGUGAGCUACAUGACCAAGAACUACCCGCCCGGCUUUAGCUACCCGGAGUUCGCCCCUCACUUCCACGCUCAGUUCUUCAACCCGGAAGAGUGGGCGGACAUCUUCAGAGCCUCUGGAGCAAAGUAUGUUGUCCUGACUGCAAAACAUCAUGAAGGGUUUACUAACUGGAGAUCUCCGUACUCCUGGAACUGGAAUUCUGUUGAUACUGGUCCUUACAGGGACUUAGUGGGAGACCUGGGAGAAGCAGUACGCAACAGAUCGCUGCAUUAUGGCCUCUACAACUCCCUGUAUGAAUGGUUUAACCCCCUCUACCUUGACGACAAGAAGAAUGGAUUCAAAACCCAGCAGUUUGUGAUCCAGAAGCUGCUGCCUGAGCUCUAUAACAUGGUCGUAAGGUACAGGCCAGAGGUGAUCUGGUCUGAUGGAGACUGGGAAGCACCAGACUCCUACUGGAACUCCACCCAGUUCCUGGCGUGGCUCUACAACGACAGCCCUGUCAAAGAUACUGUCGUGACCAAUGACCGAUGGGGAGCUGGAUGCGCCUGCAAACAUGGCGGCUAUUAUAACUGCGAGGACAAAUACAGCCCCGGUCAGCUGCCCAAACACAAGUGGGAGAAAUGCACAUCUGUGGACACACUAUCCUGGGGUUACCGUAGAAACAUGAAGCUGAAAGAACUGAUGGACUUGCCCGAUAUUAUUGACGACCUGGUCCGCACUGUGGCUCUGGGUGGAAACUAUCUGCUCAAUGUAGGCCCCACAGCCGAUGGAACUAUCCCCCCUGUGUUUGAGGAGAGGCUGAGGGGUGUUGGCGCCUGGCUUGAAACCAACGGAGAGGCCAUCUUUGCCACUAAACCCUGGAGGGUCCAAAUGGAAAACUCCACCGUAUCAGUGUGGUACACCUCAAAAGGGGCUACAGUAUAUGCCAUUAUAACAGCCAGACCCCCAACAACUACACUGAAACUGUUGAUUCCCAAAACAUCAGCAGCAACUAAGGUGACCCUCUUAGGACGUCCGUCUCCUUUACCCUGGGCUCCGGUUUAUCCCAAUGCUGGUCUCACCGUCCUUUUACCAGAUCUACCUUCCACUCCUGGUCAAGCAUGGACAAUCAAACUAGAUGGUGUCCAGUGAAAGUUAAAAUCAGAGCUUUUACCCUUUAAGGCCUUAUAUAUUAAAUGUAUUUCAUGUUUUCUUUUAUUUGAAUAGAAUUUUUCGAUUUUACACUUGACUGGGAUAAUCAGGGAAUACAUGGGAUGCAAUUCAGGCAAAUUAAUUCUUGUAUAAAUUUUUUUCUUUAGAUCAAAGAAAAAAACUGAUAAUUUCUUUGCUGCUCUGAAAACCUUGUUCUAUGAAAGAAUUUGGAAAAUGAAAGUUACUUUUUGUACAUAUCUUUACUUUGACGUCUCUUACAU